GCUCAACACUGUCUGCGCUGCAUUACACUGGCUUGUAUUUAAAAUGGGAAAUAAAAGCUCAAGGGGGCAUGGUCAGGUUCACAUUCAACCAUGGCGUUUAAGAGGAUACGGGUCACAUUUGUUACUCGUCCUGUUGUGAAGUAAAAGUGUCAAGCAGAGUGGAUAAUUUCUGAUCUUACUGUGAAGGGGAAAUGGCAAAAGGACAGAGCCAGGGUUGCUCCGAGCAUUUUCUGGUGAUGUUCAGCUGAGAGCAUGAAAACAACAGCAGGCAUGCACUUUAUAAUGAGGCCAGGGAACACAACCUGUAUAUUCUGUCUAAUAAAUAAACUGGAAACGCUGAGCUUUCGUGCACAUAAAUUGCUUUCAAAUAGAAGAAAAUUAGAAGUGAGCCAGAUUCUAAAGGUUUUGUUUUCAAGGAAAUCAUAGCAAACCAAUGCAGUGUAGUGGUUUCAAUCUUGGACUAUGACUCUGGAGAAAAGGGUUCAAAUCUUGAGCAAGUCACAUUCAGCCUCAGAGGAAGGCUAAGGCAGACCCUCUCUGAAUAAAUCUUGCCAAGGAAAACUAUGUGAUAGGAUCUCCUUGGGGUCACCCUAAGUCAGAAACAACUUUGAAGGCACACAACUACCACAACAAGGGAAACAGUUACAUUUUGGCAGGAAACAGAAAAUAACACAAAACAAUUUCAACAAAUAUUGAGUAUAGCUAGCUUGGCUACUUGGGGUUCCCAGUAAGUGAGGUGCUAUCCAACAAGCUGUUAUCCCUCUUCACUCUGUCUCCUGAGGAAACUGCCAUAUUUCUUUACUAUAACAUUGGAUUAAAUGUGUGGAAAUAUCAUUUGGAUCUAUGGCACAGCAUUGACAAAUAUUCCAGGCCAUCUGGGCCUGUGCAUAUGUCACACUGCUAAGAGUCUCAAACAUACAAGGCCUAAAUCGUCCCAAAUUAGCACAUUCUGUAGUGCACUAUUAGUUUAAGUAAUUAUUAUAAAGGUACCUUACAUAAAAUCAUGGCACCCAAACAGUGCUAGAUCUUUUUAUGUAUGCAACCAAAAGAAGUUUACAUAAAAGUUCAAGUUCUUUAAUGAAAUAUUAUUCCCACUGGUGGAAAAAAAUUACUGAAAUAAAAAUCCAAGUUUCUGACUCCCACAAUUAAAGGAAGGAAAAAUUUUCCUCACAAACAAUCUGGUCAAUUCCACCUCAAGUCCUCAAGAUCCAGCUUUGCUUGUGACAAUAAAGCAUCUACAGGAUGAGGAAGUUGGUUUCUACCUGGAAGGACUUCUCAGACCAUGACAUAGUGCACUUCAUUACAAGACCACAGAUCAUUGCACGAAUACUGGCAGCGGUGUUCUCUCUGAUUAUAUUUGCUUCUUUGGUGAAUGAAGGAUAUCAGAACUUGACAACCUCUUCCCAGUUACACUGCAUUUUGAAUGAUAAUGGGGCAGCCUGCUGCUAUGGCAUCACAGUCGGUGUACUCUCCUUUCUCCAAUGCCUCCUCUUUUUGGGCUUCGACAUCUAUGAGACUUCCAUUACUAAUCACGGGUUCAAGUAUGCCAUCCUUGUACUGGAUGUCACCUUCUCUGUCAUCUGGACAUGCCUGUGGUUUGUUGGGUUCUGUUUUCUGGCCAAUCAGUGGAAUAGGUCAACCCAUUCCUACCUACUGGGAAACAGUGCUGCACGAGCUAGCAUCACCUUCGCUCUCCUUUCUGUUCCAUGCUGGGUAUACCUGGCCUAUCUGGCUCUGAAAAACCUGUGGGCUGAGCCACCUGUUCCUUACAAGCGGACUCUGGAUGAAGGGUCUGUUGCCUUGACCACCCUUUCUUCAUCCACUACUACCUCCCUUCCCAAUAAUAUGGGGUACCCUGAGAAUAUGGGUACAGCCUCCUAUCCAUCCACUCCUGUACCCCAUCGCUUGACAUUAAUGAAUACUGAUGACUAAGUAAUUGUUUACUGCUGAAAUAAAUAAAGGAAGGAGAGAAUCUGAC
Molecule: messenger RNA, 1978 nt
Organism: Sceloporus undulatus (fence lizard)
Lineage: Eukaryota; Metazoa; Chordata; Lepidosauria; Squamata; Phrynosomatidae
Gene: SYNGR4
Product: synaptogyrin 4
Exons: 5
Coding region: 1243-1932 (229 amino acids)
Cellular component (GO): neuromuscular junction; synaptic vesicle membrane
Source: RefSeq, a predicted model, not a curated record